This is a messenger RNA of Penicillium daleae, 1665 nucleotides long. Its product is annotated as putative NADPH oxidase (NoxA). Gene Ontology annotation, cellular component: plasma membrane; NADPH oxidase complex. Gene Ontology annotation, molecular function: superoxide-generating NAD(P)H oxidase activity. NCBI's taxonomy places the organism in Eukaryota, Fungi, Ascomycota, Eurotiomycetes, Eurotiales, Aspergillaceae. Gene Ontology annotation, biological process: defense response; superoxide anion generation. The transcript has 4 exons. The coding region runs from base 1 to 1665 and encodes 554 amino acids. The record is from RefSeq and is a predicted model, not a curated record.
AUGGUCGCAAGUAAUGAAUCCUGGCUCAAACGAGCUGAUCUGACCCCGACAAAAUUGAUGUUCUACGCCGGCUUUUGGGCGACUCAUAUCGGCAUUUUUGCUCUUGGAUGGUAUCUCCAAGCAAUAAAUACCAAACUAGCCGGGUUGAACGUGCUCCAAUACUCGGUCUGGAUCUCCAGAGGUGCAGGUCUUGUCCUGUCUGUAGACGCAACUCUGAUCCUCUUUCCAAUGUGCCGGAAUGUUCUUCGGUGGCUUCGACCUCAGAUCAGAUGGCUACCACUUGACGAGUCUGCAUGGUUUCAUCGCCAAAUAGCCUAUGCUCUCGUGGUCUUUUCGGCGGUGCACACGGGUGCGCAUUAUGUCAACUUCUACAACGUCGAAAAGAAUCAAAUCCGCCCAGAGUUGGCUGUACAGAUUCACUACACCCAAGCUGGGGGAAUCACAGGCCAUGUCAUGCUUUUGUGCAUGUUGUUGAUGUAUACGACAGCCCAUCACCGCAUUAGACAACAGUCAUAUGAAACCUUCUGGUACACGCACCACCUUUUUGUACCAUUCUUGUUGGCUCUGUAUAGCCAUGCAACGGGCUGCUUUGUUCGAGACACUGUAGAGCCAUAUUCUCCAUUCGCAGGAAAAGAAUUCUGGGGCCAUUGUCUCGGCUAUGAAGGAUGGCGAUGGGAGCUUGUCGCAGCCGCCUUGUAUCUCUCUGAGCGGCUGUAUCGUGAGAUUCGAUCUCGUCGGGAGACCGAGAUCACAAAAGUGAUCCGUCAUCCUUAUGAUGCCAUGGAGAUCCAAUUCUGCAAACCCAGCAUGAAGUACAAACCCGGUCAAUGGCUCUUUCUCCAAGUGCCCGACGUCUCCAGCAACCAGUGGCACCCAUUCACAAUCACUUCCUGUCCAUUCGAUCCGUACAUUAGUGUUCACGUUCGUCAAGUUGGCGAUUUCACUCGUGCCCUCGGAGACGCUCUUGGAUGCGGUCCCGCGCAGGCAAAAGACCUCGAAGGCCUCGAUCCUCUGGGGAUGUACGAAGUCGCCUUGCAAAAUGGGCAAUCGAUGCCUAAGCUACGCAUUGAUGGCCCCUACGGUGCCCCAGCAGAAGAUGUCUUUGAGAACGAAGUUGCCGUACUCAUCGGAACUGGCAUUGGUGUCACGCCGUGGGCUUCCAUCUUGAAGAAUAUCUGGCAUUUACGUUCCAGCCCGGACCCUCCCCGUCGUCUCAAGCGUGUUGAAUUUAUCUGGAUUUGCAAAGAUACCACUUCCUUUGAAUGGUUCCAGGCUCUGCUCUCUUCCCUAGAAGCCCAGUCUGCCAAUACGGCCGCUUACCAUGGUAGCACCGAGUUCUUGCGCAUUCAUACCUAUCUCACUCAGCGACUUGACGACGACACUGCCGCGAAUAUCUACCUGAAUACCGUCGGUCAAGCUUUAGACCCCCUUACCGAAUUGAAGGCUCAAACGAAUUUUGGCCGUCCGGACUUCAAGCGCCUUUUCACUGCUAUGCGUCUCGGUUUGCUAAACCAGACUUACCUCCAAGGUCUUCAAACGGCUUCUACCACGGAGGUUGGUGUGUACUUCUGUGGACCGAAUACAGCGGCUCGACAGAUUAAUGAUGCAGCCAAGUAUGCCUCGACCAAGGCGGUUCGUUUCAAGUUCUGGAAGGAGCACUUUUAG